GCACGAGAUGUGGCCCUUCCUGGAUCUCGCUGCUUCGACCUCGCCGCCGUCUCCUUCGACGACGCUCAUCGGCCCCGGAGCGGUGACGCCUCAGCUGCCUCAAACAUCCUCUCCGCUACAAACUGCGCUCCGUUUUCACUGAUGAGAUAAACACAACUACGCACAACUCUCUGAAUAAUUUUCCCCCCACUGCUGUGCUCGUACGUGUGUGCGUGAAGUUCUUGCUUCUUUCUGAGAGUUUCGAUUUUGAAUUCUCGCCGCGCCGCAAGAAAACAGUGCGCGCGUGGUCAACGCUCUCAGCUGUGUGUGCGGAUUGUGGAUGAAAACACUUUUUCUUUUUUUUUCGCUGAAGCGGGUGCUAGUUACAGCGUGUUCGCGCCUAUAUAUUUUUGUUCAUCGUGCUCCGGUACUACGCACUGGAUACCGCCGAAAUGAGUGAUACGAGACAACACGGCCUCGCCUGGAUUCUGCGCUCCGUCCUUUGUGUCCUUCUGCUGCGCGGACCUCGGCCUGGGAUAGCAUACGAAGAUGCUUCUGGCGUUCCUACAGUGGUGACGAGCCGGGUAGGUGGUGACGCUGCCCUUCCCUGCCACCUUCGUCACGCCACCCAGGACUCGUGGGCCGUGUCUGUGUCGUGGUUCAAACGGGGCCUCUCAGCACCCGUCUACACGGUCGACAUGGGCUCGGGAAACUUCCUGCAGGCCAGGCACCGGCCAGCGCAUCUAUGGUCCGGACGCGCCUAUUUCUCGUCGGCCGACGAACCGGCGCUACUCAUGAUCGGAGACGUCGCCGCGGCUGACGCCGGAUUGUACGUGUGCUCAGCGUUGUUUGCCAACGAUGCUCAGCGCAACUCCACCGUGCACUUCGUCGUAGUCGUUCCCCCGGAGACACCCGUCAUCAGAGACAAGUUUGGCAACAAGGUGGGAAAAGUGGCCGGCCCUUACCGGGAAGGCGAAUCACUGACGCUCACCUGUGAAGUCAAUGGAGGCGUUCCCGAGCCAACGGUGACCUGGUGGCGCAACGGCAGCGAGCAGCUCCACCACACGGCCGAUAGCUCGUCACAUGGUGUGUCCCGGUCCACGCUGGAGCUUCCGCAGCUGCACCGGCACGACCUGAACGUGUCGCUGGUCUGCAAGGCGUCUAACCACAACGGAACAUACGUGGUCACAAGCGCUGUCACGCUCGACCUGUAUCUGAAACCAUCCAUGGUGCGCAUACGGUCCAAGCAGCGUCCACUGGCGGCCGGACUACCAGCUGAAAUUGAAUGCGAGGCUGCCGGAUCACGGCCACCUCCCGUCAUCACUUGGUGGCGCGGAAAGGCCAAGAUAUCCACCGACCAUGUCAAGGUGAUGCCCAUAGGAAAUCGCGUCUUCUCGGUGGUCACCUACACCCCCACGAGAGAGGACAACGGCAAGCGACUUCGCUGCGUUGCCGAAAACCCGAACAUUGUCGGAAGCUUCAUCGAAGCGUCGUACAGCCUUGACGUUCACUACAAACCACUGGUGACGCUUCAGCUCGGAAAGCGUUUGCGGCUAGAGGAGAUUUUUGAAGGGCAAGACGUAUACCUGGAAUGCAGCAUCGACGCCAAUCCACGCGUGAGCGAAGUGGUGUGGCGUUUCGAAGGCAACCAGGACGUGCACUCAGACCCGGCCGCCAAGGUGAUCACGAGCAACCAGUCGCUCGUGUUCCAGGCCAUCCAGCGUCUGAAUGCUGGACGCUACACCUGCGUCGCCAUUAACACCGAGGGCGAGUCAGUCAGCAAUGAGCUACAUCUAAAAGUCCAAUACUCUCCGACGCGCACCCGUCGGCCGUCAGCUUCCAGUGGGCCUUUCAACGGCAGUCUGCGCAACCACGAGCUUCAGACCUUCGUGUCCGAGGGCAGCCGCAGCGUGGCGUCGUACGUCCCGCGAGACAAGGCCGACUACGGCACGCUUCUGUGCUGGGCCACCAACAAGAUAGGCCGACAGAAAGAGCCCUGCCGUUUCCAGAUUGUGCCUAUAGGUCCUCCGAAGACCCCGUACAACUGCACGCUUAGCAACCAGACGGAAGACGCCCUCCUGGCCGAGUGCCGAGAGGAUCCCAGCGGCGGUGGCGGGCUUCGCCAGCUGUACAACCUCGAAGUGCACGACAUCUCGUGCCACCGCCUGCUGGCCAACCUGAGCGCAGAGAGACCGGCCUUCUGGGUGCAAGGCUUGCCCGCGGGACUCAACUACGUGCUCGUAAUCUACGCUGUCAACGAAAUGGGCCGCUCGCAGCCGUUUCUUUUGCGCGCCGAGGCCGCUGACCGGUAUUGGGACGGCAUUUCGCGACACGGUAGCGAGUGGGGAGGCUGCGAGCAGAGCAACUCUCUCGUCGUAAUCCUCAUCGCAGUCACCUUCGCCGCCGUCUUCUUCCUCUUCCUGCUCGUCAUUGUGGCACGCUGCCGGACCAAGAGACAGCGCUUGAAGGCCAACACUGGUGACAAAAUUGUGCAAAAUGGCAAAACGUCACCUAGACCUUGCGAUGGACCGGUCAACAUGACCACUUUCACCUGCGUCGAGGGAGACGAGCUCCGUCCAACUGUGCUAGAAACGUCGCCCACCAAGCCCCCGUUCCACGCCGACUACAUCACCAACGUGAACAACCACACCCCGUACUUCUGCCGCCAGAAGAUCGUGGACUUCUGAUAUCCGGACGUGCUCUCCGCGAGCAGCGGAAAGGAGGUCCCACGCAUGACUACCUUCGGUGGAGGUGCUACUUCGCAGGAGUACAGCGACAACUCGUGAACAGACGAGCCUCGUAGAGAGAUGUGUGCGCUGUCCGAUCGAUUCAACGACUCAGCGUGGAAAGAGUGUUAACGAUACCUAGUCAUUCGCGAGGGGUGACACUGUUAGAGGAUCUGGACCACCGCCACAGGAACCUCGCGUCAGAAGAUAAUGGUCCCGCCGCUGCUCUUAACGGCCUGCAAUCUUGAAGAUGACGUGUGCUUUCCGACAGCACUCAAAAACAUUCAACUUCGCUGUGUCAUUGUCGCUAGGCCGGAAGUUCAACGUCAGAGUACCACCGGCAACUACUAAAAGCAUUUCAUCUUGAGUGCGCAACCUCGGCGGCAGACAAGAAGGAGUCACUGAAAACUUUGGGUGAUGCUCCAGGUGUCCCACGGUUCUUGCCUAAAGUGGUGCGCCAGUGGUGUGUGCGAACUGCACGUUAUUCCUGUGCUAGCCAUAGUGACUGUACAAAGGUAUUUGACAGAGUCCACGUGCUGGGAAGAAAGACUACGAACUUAGCUAACUGCGCGUCAGCUGUGCGUGGUCAGACUGCCAUGUUGCCAAAACACGGAAGUGAUCAUGAACAAUAGGUGCUGUGUCGAGGAUUAGAAAGCGCGUACGCUGGUGUGACUGCGCCGUGCGAGUGGAGAACAAAUAAUAUACUCACCUUAUGAUAUACGUCCUAAAAAGACACUCAAAAGACACUCAAUGUACUUGAGCUUUGUGGAAAGAACGCUUGUUCAUGAUCGUUCUAUAGGCAUUUAAGGAUCUCUUGUGAUGAGUGAGGGCACAACCUCCUAUUCUAUCCAUCCCUACUGUGUCUAUGAAACAAGUGUGUGGUCGUGUUUUUGUUUUUUUUUCCUCCGUGGCACUUGCUUGCAUAAUUUCAUUCCGUGUGCAAAGAAAUUCAACAGUGAAGUGUCGUACGACGCUAGGAGUCUCUUUUCAAACUCGGCGUGCCCCGGAACGAAUGACGUUCCGCACAAUCGUAAACAUACCCGUUGAAUGAAUUCAGGUAAACAUAUGCGCCCUUUUUGAGUGAGAACUGAAAGGGUCGAGGCUAUAAAACAAGCUGCUAGCCAUCGCUGGCGACCUUCGUGCUCUGAUGGAGCGAUUACAUUUCAAAAGGUUGUAUGUCAAGCGUAGCUCAUACUGUGCAGAAUAUAGCUUACGUGUAUCGAUAAAAGAAAUCUCGUGAAUGGGUUCGCGACUUAGGCACAGGAGAGGGGCUUAAGCACAUGGUCGCUGGAGGAUAUUUUGAAUAAAUACCUAUAGGGUAGUUCCCAAGAUGUUACUCAGUGCAGCUUACUCUCUGGGCGUGUUAUUCAGGAGCUUGAACUCGUGGACAAGAAAGCACGUGAUGGGGACUAGGUUUUGUGACGUUUCGCGGGAUCUAUGCUGUCAAGAGUGUGGCGACCAGGCUGUCCGUCCCCAAAAACAUCGUGAAAGCGGCUUCUAUACCGUUCAUUUUAAACUACACCUCAUAGACGUCGUCUGAAUGAAUGACCCUCGAAAGGCAGGCGCCUCAGAUGCAGGGACUGAUCACGCGAAAUCCGCAUGAUCUCGCUCCCAAUUUUCGUUGAUUGCAGUCGUCGACUUUGAAAGCAUUUUUUCGACAUACACCCACAGAGCUGCCGCACAAACUUGCCUAAGUUUGAGUAUAUACAUAGGGGGCCAAAAAUUUGGAGCCCCCACCUUGAACGUAAUUAGUUAUGCUCGUUUCAUUUGAUGAUAACCUGUGAACGGCUUUUGAAUCAGGGCAUGUUAUACGAAAUAUUUUCGGCUAUAAAAAUCGUUAUGGUUCAUAUGCAGAAUUUUGUCGUGCUCAUGGUGAUUUAAAAGACAAUUGAUACGCUGUCCACGUAAAACAUUCUUCGCAUCGUUCAUAUUACCAUCUGGCUCGAUCUGGUUACCUCCAUUGAGCCAAUACAAAGACUCAACUAAAUUGCAUGUGCGAGAAAAUUCACCAUUUUCUAUUCCGAAGCGAUAGUCUGUCUAUGACUAUGGGUAUUAUUUCGAAAGAAAUCUUGCGUACCGUCAAAGUCGAAUGGCAGCUCUCUUGGUGUUCGUCAGCUGGCAGCGCUUCGGUCCGUACACAAUUUCUGAACCCCGUCUUUCUAUCAGUUCCUCACUGUAACGAGCGAAAAAUAAUGUAAAAAAUAUUGAUGGGCGCAAUCGUUGAAGAGUCGAGCUCCAUCGCUAUUGCAGACACUAACAGAAAUACUGUUUCUAAAGGCGAAAUGUCGAACAGCAACUGCAACUAGUGGAGGCGUACUGCAACUACAAUUACUGGAAGUAAGUGCGAGUUGUUCGAGCGCAAAGUUGUACACACUGUAUACGCGUCUGUACAUACAACAAUCUAUAUUUUAUACCGCGCGCAACGCUCAUCGCGGCCUCUUCAUCGAAAUUGCUUCAUUUUAUCAGAAUUACAGUGUAGUAUUUAUGGCGAGUGCGAUGAACUGAGAAAAAAAAAGAGAAGAAAACCACGUCUAUACAUAUAUAUAAAUACUUAUAGAUAUCUAUACGCAUAUGUGUGUACACAUUUCUGUGUGCGUGUCUGUGUGCUUCAAACUUCGAGCUUUCUAUAAAGGUCCUCUCGUCGCCAUCUCCCCACAAUUUUUUUCCCUUUUACUGCAAUGCGAAGCAUGUGGUACCGCUUGCAUGUGAAAUCGAUUGUUUGGUAAAUAUCAAGCUGCGUCAUAUGCGCGUUCUGAUAGUUUCCGAUGAAGUUUUCAACCUAGCUCUCGAGGCAUUGCUCAGUACGUGAUAAAAAAGAGAAAACGCCACGCGGUUGUUGUUUUUUUUGUGUGUGUGUGUUUCAUUUUAUGUGCCGUACUUAUUUCUGAAAGCAGGCGUGGUUCAACUACGUCUUGUCACAAACACUACAUUUACCACCACGGUCGCUUCGACUGUCAACGGGGCUGCAUUUUGCUGUGUUACUCAGGAAGAAGGAGCUUGUGCACCGCAACAGUCCAGUGCACCCUAGUGAAAAAAAAAAAUGCGUGUAAGGAAAAUGAUGCAUCGACACAAUCAGGUUGAAGUGUUAAUAAACGUACGAGUUGAACAGAUGA
Rhipicephalus microplus (southern cattle tick) is the source of this 5818-nucleotide messenger RNA. Its product is annotated as roundabout homolog 3. NCBI's taxonomy places the organism in Eukaryota, Metazoa, Arthropoda, Arachnida, Ixodida, Ixodidae. Gene Ontology annotation, molecular function: protein binding. The record is from RefSeq and is a predicted model, not a curated record.